Physella acuta is the source of this 990-nucleotide messenger RNA. RefSeq lists its product as uncharacterized. Lineage: Eukaryota; Metazoa; Mollusca; Gastropoda; Physidae. The record is from RefSeq and is a predicted model, not a curated record.
GUUUCAUGAACAGCGUAGCUGUUGCCGAAUGUUUGCAGAACGAUUUUAGAUCUACUUCUAGCUGUAAAAUUUCCUGCAGUUAUCUUUGAAAUGCCCACACGAAUUCAGGUCAAGGUUGUUACAGAACAGAUAAAAUAUUUGGAAGAACAGAUACAAGUUCUGGAACCUGUUAUUAAUUUUAUGAAAAAUGUUGUUGCAAAAAGUAAGGCGUGGCUAGAAGAAAAAACUGACCAAUCAUCUGUCAGCUACAUCGAGCUAUCACAAGAACUGGACACAGCAGCCACGGCCUUGUUGGAUGUGACGUCACAUAUUUCUGAUGAAGACAACAAGGAUGUCAAGAAACCAACGCCAUCUUUACCACAGCCUGACACACAGACAACAGCAACAUUUCUAACAGUAGAAUCACCAAGACAACUCAUCACACAAGACAAAUAUACAUCGAUUGAAGAGCAUUCUGACCUAGAGCGUAGACUCGCCUAUAUUGAAACAACACUAUCUUCACUACAGGUCACACAACACAUGUCUACAGAUGACAUAUCAGAAAUAAAACAAUGGAGAGACAACUUUGUAACAGAACAGAGUGACGUGACGGUAAACAUUGAAGAACUAACUAAAAAACAAAAGCAGAAUUUUGAAAACCUCAGAAAACAAAUAAGUGAACAAGAUAUCAAAGUAAAGGAGCUGAACAAAGAAAUUGAAAGUUUAAAAGAAAAAGAAACCAAGUCAAACAAAACACUAGAGAAACUUUCUCUAGAUGUGAAAGAAUAUGAAAACAAAUUACACAAAAUAAAUAUAGAGAUGCAAGCAAAUACAGAUGUAAGAGACGGUAUGAAAGAAGAAAUUAAAAGCCAUUCUGAUUUGAUUGUUUCUUUACAAGAUGAAAAUAAUAAAACCAUUGUCAAAACAUCAACCCAAUUUGAAAAGUUGCAAUCAAAGAGGCAGUCGACUGACUUAACAUAUGAUCAUAACUUUUAUAUAAAUGCUAUGUAA